UAUACACAAAUUCCUAUGCACAUAAAUUUCUCUCAUAUUAUUCAAGGUUAGAGUUAGCUAUCUCCCUAUUCCCAACAUCAUCACUAUCAAUCCAAUGGCUGCUUCAAUCUCAAGCAUGUUCAUUCCCUUCUCCAAAACAUACACCAAAUUCUCAACACCACCAUCAUCAUCAUCAUCUCUAAUCCAAAACCAAAAGCCCAAAAAACCCACUCUAAUCACCAACUCCUCUAUGCCAUCAAGAGAACAAGAAGUUCUCCCACUUGAAUCAGAAGAAGCAACGCAUAACCUAUACAUAAAACCCAAGUUAGAGCAACAUCAUCAUCAUAAUCAUUAUCAGCGAUUACCAGAGUUGUGGCGCGAAAUCCACGGCGAUAACGACUGGGCCGGGCUUUUAGAGCCCAUGGACCCUCUCCUACGGUCUGAGCUAAUCCGCUACGGCGAGAUGGCCCAAGCAUGCUACGACGCCUUCGACUUCGACCCAUUCUCAAAAUACUGCGGGAGCUGCAGGUUCACGCGCCGCAACUUCCUCUCUUCACUCGGCAUGUCACACCACGGCUACAACGUCACGCGCUACCUCUACGCCACCGCAAACAUCAACCUCCCAAACUUCUUCAAAAAAUCACGGUGGGCCAAGAUGUGGAGCAAGAACGCAAACUGGGCAGGAUACGUCGCCGUUUCGGACGACAACACAAGCAAGAGACUCGGGAGAAGGGACAUAACAAUUUCAUGGCGUGGAACAGUUACAUACCUUGAAUGGGUCGCAGACCUCAUGGAUUUCCUCAAACCAAUCUCCAACAACAACCUCAUCCCUUGUCCUGAUCCAACGGUCAAGGUUGAAUCAGGGUUCUUAGAGCUUUACACUGAUAAGGAAGAGAGUUGCGGUUAUUGUAAGUACUCAGCGAGGGAGCAGAUUCUAACGGAGGUUAAGAGGUUGUUAGAGAUGUUCCCUAAUGAGGAACUUAGUGUUACCAUAACGGGGCAUAGCUUGGGGAGUGCUUUGGCUAUGUUGAGUGCUUAUGACAUUGUUGAAACGGGCUUGAACGUUAUGGGGGAUGGUCGUGUCGUUCCGGUUUCGGUUAUGUCGUUUUCGGGUCCUAGGGUUGGGAAUGUGAGGUUUAAGGAAAGGUUGGAGAGGCUUGGGGUGAAGGUGUUGAGGGUGGUGAAUGUGCAUGAUGUGGUACCUAAGACGCCGGGGUUUUUGUUCAACGAGCAGCUUCAUCCGUCGGUUAUGAAGCUCGCGGAGGGUUUGCCGUGGAGUUAUUCGCAUGUUGGGGCGGAACUUGUUUUGGAUCAUAAGAACUCGCCGUUUCUUAACCCUAAUGGUGAUGCUGUGUGUGCUCAUAACUUGGAGGCUCUUUUGCAUUUGCUUGACGGAUACCAUGGAAGGGGUCAAAGAUUCGUGCUAGCGACUGGUAGGGACCCUGCUCUGGUGAACAAGGCCUGUGAUUUCCUGAAAGAUCAUUACUCGGUUCCACCACAUUGGAGGCAAGAUGAGAACAAGGGCAUGAUCAGGAGUGAUGAUGGACGCUGGGUGCAGCCUGAGCGACCAAAACUUGACGAUCACCCCGAAGAUAUGCAUCUCCAUCUCACUCAGCUAGGUCUCGCUACAUCUGAUAAUGUGAAUAAAAGUUAUAACAUAGAAGUGUAAAGGUGGUGUGUGUCUGUUUGUGUGCGUGAAAAGGUGGUUGUAAGUAGCAAGUUAAAACACAAAUUGCCCCACGAUAAAUACUUCAAAGCUAAAAAUGAGAACCAUUAUAUUCCGA
Gastrolobium bilobum is the source of this 1763-nucleotide messenger RNA. Its product is annotated as phospholipase A1-Igamma1, chloroplastic-like. The record is from RefSeq and is a predicted model, not a curated record. Gene Ontology annotation, biological process: lipid metabolic process. The transcript is spliced from 2 exons. Gene Ontology annotation, molecular function: glycerophospholipase activity. NCBI's taxonomy places the organism in Eukaryota, Viridiplantae, Streptophyta, Magnoliopsida, Fabales, Fabaceae. The coding region runs from base 95 to 1648 and encodes 517 amino acids.